Capronia coronata CBS 617.96 is the source of this 2145-nucleotide messenger RNA. RefSeq lists its product as uncharacterized. The record is from RefSeq and is a predicted model, not a curated record. Bases 1 to 2145 code for a protein of 714 amino acids. Gene Ontology annotation, molecular function: ATP hydrolysis activity; RNA binding; 5'-3' DNA helicase activity. NCBI's taxonomy places the organism in Eukaryota, Fungi, Ascomycota, Eurotiomycetes, Chaetothyriales, Herpotrichiellaceae. The transcript has 4 exons.
AUGCCGUCGGUGUCCAAACGAGUGGUCCUGCCCCCUGCGGCGUUCUUCGCCACAUUGCUUUCACUGCUUUCUGUUGAGCAGGCCUCGGAAGUCGCUGAGACCAGUCUCCUCCUGUCGUCCACGCCGCCCAGUACGCUGGCACGUGCUGGGCUGGCCAUUCUCAACUUGUCGAUACAGUCUUUCAAGACAGGCCUUGGGGGCCGGUCGGUGGUCGAACUUGGCCUCGACUCUGCCGUCGUGGCCAAGGAUUCCAAGGGCGAAUUACCUGAACAUGGUAUCCGCACCGGUGAUAUCGUCAGGCUAGGGGAGAUGCCCAAGGGCACUGCGAAGAAGAGGGAAGUCAAUGAGUUGAAAGGGAAGGGCGUCGAAGGCGUCGUCACCAGGGUCGGCGAAAGAGCCGUCUGGGUCGCCCUGGGCAAGGAUGGCGGUGACGACGUGGAAGCGGUACCUGAUGGGAAGCUGUGGUUGGUCAAGCUUGCAAAUGAUGUCACGUACAAAAGAAUGAACCAAGCUCUGACCAAGCUCCUCAAGACCCCUGAAGCAUCGUACACCGCCUUGCAGCGUGUUCUGCUAGGUCUGUCUUCACCAGGAUCUCCGAACCUUGAGACGGUGAAGGACGUCGUGUUCUGCGAUCCCACUUUGAAUGCUUCGCAACAAGAUGCAAUUCGGUUUGCACUCUCGUCACCGGAGAUUGCCCUGAUCCACGGACCACCUGGUACUGGGAAGACCUAUACAUUGAUUGAACUGAUCCUGCAACUCCUGAAGCAGAACCAACGUGUCCUGGUUUGCGGACCGAGCAAUAUCAGCGUGGACAACAUUGUCGAACGCUUGGCCUUGGCGUCCUCAAGCACACCCAUUGUGCGUCUUGGCCAUCCUGCCCGACUCUUGCCUAGUGUUCUGAAUCAUUCCCUCGAAAUCUUGACACGCACUAGUGAGGCCGCGGAGAUUGUAAGCGAUGUGCGAAAAGAACUGGACGAAAAGCAGGCCUCCAUACGCAAGGCCCGCAAUGGCCGUGAACGUCGCGCGAUUUACGCCGACCUCAAGGAACUGAGGAAGGAGUUUCGCGAGAGAGAGGGGAGAUGCAUUGACGGGCUCGUCAAAGGUAGCAAGGUUGUUCUGUCAACCCUCCAUGGAGCAGGCAGCCACCAAUUGCGCAAUGAGCAGUUCGAUGUACUGAUCAUUGACGAGGCCAGUCAGGCACUAGAGCCGCAAUGCUGGAUCCCGCUGAUUUUCGGUGGCAAUGUUCUGAAGAAGCUCGUGUUGGCGGGCGACCACCUGCAACUGCCGCCCACCGUGAAGAGUGCAGAUGAUAAGGAUCAUGCCACGGACAAGACAGCCAAGCUGAAGAGCUUGGAAGAGGAACUGACAAAGUUAUCCAUCAACGAGGAAGAAAUCACAGCGGCCAAGAACUGGUCUUUGGAGAUGACCAUGUUUGAUCGGCUUCUGGCCAUGCACGGCUCUAAGAUCAAGAGGCUGCUGAACACCCAGUAUCGAAUGCAUGAGAAGAUCAUGCGCUUCCCCAGCGACGAGCUGUAUGGCGGCGAGCUAGUUGCAGCAGACGCAGUCAAGACUCGACUUUUGAGAGACUUGCCUUAUGAGGUGCAGCCGACGGAAGACACCACAGAACCUCUAGUUUUCUUUGAUACCCAAGGCGGGGAUUUCCCUGAGAGGACUGAAGACGACACUGGACGGGUCAACAAAUCUGUCCUGCUGGGGGACAGUAAGAGCAAUGAGAUGGAAGCUGCUGUGGCCGCGAUGCACGUGAAGAACCUGAUAGAUGCUGGCGUCAGAGAGGAAGAUAUUGCAGUGGUGACACCCUAUAAUGCCCAGCUUGCCAUUCUCAGCUCCCUAUUGAGGACAAAGUAUCCAAAUGUCGAACUUGGUAGUGUGGAUGGCUUCCAGGGGCGCGAGAAGGAGGCCGUUGUUGUCAGUCUGGUCAGAAGCAAUGCUGCACACGAGGUGGGCUUCCUGGGUGAAAAGCGGAGAUUAAACGUGGCGAUGACACGACCUAAAAGACACCUAUGUGUGAUCGGAGAUUCGGAGACAGUUUCCAGAGGCAGCUCUUUUCUCAAGAGAUGGAUGAAAUUCCUCGAAGAGCACGCUGAUCUCAGAUACCCAAGCAUUCAGGACCUGGAAUCAGGGUAA